AUGUCUAAAAGUAUUCUUCACAUACUUCCAUGGAUUAAUAAUUCAGAUCAAACUGUUGCUAUUUGGUUAAAUUCUCCAGUAAAUGAAAAGAAUGAUAUAAAAUUAUAUUCACAUAUAUGGAAUAAUGCAAUUUUAAGAUAUUGUACUGAUGGAUCAUCAAAUUUAGUUGCUAAAUACCAGGAUGAAUAUAAUUUAAAAGAUCCCAAUUAUAUUGUUGGUGAUUUUGAUUCUAUUACAGAAUAUUCAAGGAAUUAUUUUAAAAAUAAAUCUCAAUUUAUUCAUGCACCAAAUCAAGAUUUUACAGAUUUUUCAAAAGUAUUACAUCAAAUCACUUUAAAUUCACUAUUUCCUAAUAUAAAUAAAAUUCUUGCUUUAGGUGGUUUAAGUGGAAGAUUUGAUCAUUCACUUGCUUCUUUAAAUUCUAUUUUAAUGUUUCAAAAAUCUAUUUCUGAGGAACAAAUUAAAACAUAUUUGAUUGAUGAAAAUAAUUUAAUAACAAUUACAUCUGCUUCUGAAACAAUUGUAAAAAUUACACCUAAUAUGGAUAAUUUAACAGGAAAAUGUGGAUACAUUCCAAUAAUGCAAGAAAAGACAGUCGUAACAACAGAAGGAUAUAAAUGGAACUUAGAGAAUGAGGAAAUAUUUUUUGGAGGAUUAAUAAGUACAUCAAAUGAAAUAGAAAAAGAUGUAUUAUUAAUUAAAUCUAAUCAACCUAUUAUUUUAUAUUUUGAAAUAAAAAAAUGA
Messenger RNA from Strongyloides ratti, 744 nucleotides. RefSeq names its product Thiamin pyrophosphokinase 1. Gene Ontology annotation, molecular function: thiamine binding; thiamine diphosphokinase activity; ATP binding. The coding region runs from base 1 to 744 and encodes 247 amino acids. NCBI's taxonomy places the organism in Eukaryota, Metazoa, Nematoda, Chromadorea, Rhabditida, Strongyloididae. The record is from RefSeq and is a predicted model, not a curated record. The transcript has 2 exons. Gene Ontology annotation, biological process: thiamine metabolic process; thiamine diphosphate biosynthetic process.